AUUAUAUUAUCAGAGUUCAGCUGCUACAGUUAUCUACAGUGAGACCAGAGCUGUGUGCGCACUGAAGCAUACGAUCAGGAUGCAGAGGAUGUCGGUCUUAUUUCUUGUGCUUGCUGUCUGGAGUAACUCCCUGCCGGUGACCGGCUUUACCCUACUGGAGCUUCAGACGGUCACUGUUUAUAUAAAUCAAAAAUUUGCUAAAAAUACCGAUAAGCAAUACGCCUACGUUGUCAAGUUUUCUGCAAACCAAUGCAACAGUCUAACAAAUGAAAAUAUAGCGAAGGUGCUAAAUGUAGAAAAUCCAAAUUGGGAUGAGAUAUUCAAUAAUGAUCAGAUUUAUCAGGGAACAAACCUAGUAAUGGCCAAAUUCAGAAAACAAAGUAAUAAUAAGAAAGAUGUAGAACAUUCCGAAUAUCGUCUCCUUUACCCUACUGGAUCCUCUACACUUUCCCCAGUUGAAAAUAUGAUGAAUACAGGAGCUAAAGCCGGUUGUGUGCUGUUUUUUACUCUGAAUUCGCCAUGUGUGGGACGCUGCGCACUACCCAAUGGGGAAUAUAGUAUCCUAGGCAAACUGGAUGUAUUUAGUAAGAUAAAUGAUAGAGCUUUAGUUUACAAUAAGUUCUUUAAUUCUGACCAAAAAAGACCAGUAAAGGAAGUCUUGAAAGCUUGGGACGCUGUUGAUAAAAAAAUACCCAUGUAUCGCUGUGACAAUAACGGCUGCAGCAGAUGCAGUGAAAAUGAUGUGAAAGACAAUAGUAAGCACAAUAGUUGCAAUAAAUGAUUACAGUCAGGCAGGAUAUGGGCUUUAUUAACUGCUUAUGGUAAUAACAAAUAAGCAGAUACUAGCUCCAGACCAUGAGAAGGCUUCACUAUACCAGUGUAACAGCUAAACCAGCAAACGCAUAAACUUAUCAUCUGGUGUAAUUUUUAGUGAAGUUAUAUUAAUAGCAUCUCUUGCAUUAUAACGUUGUCUUGCUUAUUUCACCUGGGAAUUGCAACACUUGGGGAUCAGUUCAAAUCCAUUAGAGAAAAUAUUUAAAUGAUUUUACAAAAUUCCCUUAUACACUUUAAUGGUGGGUUUCUGUGGUUUUCAAAGGGAUUUUAAUAAACCCCUUGAUUAUUAAUAACAUAAACUUAUACACAGGUCAUAGUAAUUAUUUCACUCUGUUAGAAAUGUUGUGCAGAGUGAUUAUUAUGGAUUAUCCCAGUAACUCUGCACUGAGAAAGUUAGCGUCAUUCCAAUUCACUUUUUGAGCAGAUUCUCACGUGUUUUUUGGAUUAAUCUAAAUGAAUAUCUUUGAAUCUAUUUUGUCUGUUUCAAAAUAUUAUAUAUUUCCUGUUCAUAUGAUUUUUUUUUAUGUUUAACUUUUUGUGUGUUUAAAUGUAAAUAAACAUAAUAUUUUCCUAAUUAAUUAAAGAGUUUAAAACAAUGUUCAAGACUUGAGGGCCUGAUAGUCAAAAACUCACCAGCAUGGAGAAAAAUCUGCUAAAAUCUUGUUGGAGCUUUUGUUUGAGCAUUAUAUUGUAACACACGUGUCUCCGUCAUAUCCACAGCAUGCAUAGCGAGAGAAACAGUUCUCAAACGAAAUUCUAAAUUAUUUGAUGGUCCUCAUUGUACUGAUGAGACUUGUUAGAUAAUCUCACCAGACCAGAGAGCUAUAAAUCAUCAGAUCCUUGCUAAUUGAUGUGAUUUAUAAAAAAUAAUGUUAAAUAACAUUUUUUUUUAAAUUGUAUAUAUAUAUAUAUAUAUAUAUAUAUAUAUAAAUAUAUAUAGAUAGAUAGGUAGAUAAAUGCGUGUUUAUAUAUAUAUAUAUAUAUAUAUUUUAGUCAUUGAUUCCAAUGACUACCCGCUGCAGAGUAUUAAAUGUAUUUGAAAUUGUUCCUUGAGGUUAUUUUGUAUUUGUAAUAGCUGGUUUUGCUCAUUCAAACAAACCAACUAUUAUUCCCAAGGACAUGCCCCUUCAAAUGAGCUAAGCCUGCAAGAAGGGAAGAUCUUAUCUCUCUCUUGCGCCAUACAAAAUGGUCUCCUUAAAUAUCUAUCUAUGUUCACAAAGCCAUCCUUAUUGGUUGUAGUUUCAAGUGAAAAUUUUAAAAUGUUUUUAAAACUUUUUUUGUAUGUAGCACUUUUCCAAAUUAGCACUUGAUUCCCGAUAAUAAUUUCAUUUCCUUUUAACUGAGACCAAUGUUUGUACUUAAUAUGUGUACUAAACACCAAAGAGCUUUAAGUAAGGUAAAACAUACUUUUUAUAUUAAUGCUUGUAUAACUUGCUUAUAGAUUCCUUCAUUGUGUGGUAAAGAGAAAAGCGCUCGAUGUCAGUUGAACUGUUAAUUUCUGUUGAAAUUGGAGAUUUACUCUUCUGAAAUCAAUAAAAGCUUCAAUGAUAUAAAAAAUAA
This is a messenger RNA of Bombina bombina (fire-bellied toad), 2394 nucleotides long. RefSeq lists its product as uncharacterized. Lineage: Eukaryota; Metazoa; Chordata; Amphibia; Anura; Bombinatoridae. The transcript is spliced from 3 exons. The record is from RefSeq and is a predicted model, not a curated record. The coding region runs from base 80 to 781 and encodes 233 amino acids.